Anolis sagrei ordinatus is the source of this 1351-nucleotide messenger RNA. The record is from RefSeq and is a predicted model, not a curated record. NCBI's taxonomy places the organism in Eukaryota, Metazoa, Chordata, Lepidosauria, Squamata, Anolidae.
AUGGACUAUUUUUGGAACAGAAAGACUAAGGACGAGCGCAAGGAAGGGAACGAGCAGAGGAAAACCCAUAAGAAGAUUGAGAAGCAACUGAAGAAGGACGGGCAAGUCUUUAAGGCCACGCACCGUCUCCUCUUGAUGGGCCUUGAGAAAUCUGGCAAAAACACCAUGCUCAAACAAAUGAAAAUCUUGCAUGGGGAUGGAUUUAGUGGCGAGGAGAGGAAAAUGAGAACGCAGGACAUCAAAAACAAUAUUAGGGAAGCUAUAGAGACAAUAGUCAGAGCCAUGGGGCGCCUGGAACCUCCAGUGGAGCUGGUGAACCCAGAGAACCAGUUCCGCAUUGACUAUAUUUUGAAUGUAUCCAGCCAGCCAGAUUUUGACUUCCCACCCGAGUUCUACGAACAUACGAAAGCACUUUGGCAGGACGAAGGCGUGAAAGCUUGCUUUGAGCGUUCACAUGAGUAUUGCUUGAUUGGUUGUGCACAGUAUUUUCUAGACAAGCUCAACAUCAUCAAGCAAGAAGAAUAUACGCCGUCCGACCAGGAUCUUCUCCGAUGCAACUUUCGACCAUCCAGGAUCCCUGAAGCCAAGUUUCAAGUGGACAAAGUAUAUUUGCAUCUGUUUCUUUUGGAUGGGAGAUGGCAUCGCCGAAGGUGGGUACAUCUUUUUGAUAAUUUGACGGCUAUUCUCUUCAUGGUGGACAGCAGUAGCUACAACUUACAGACUAUUCCAUGGAUGGAUGAGACUAACAAAUUUAAGGAGGAAUUACAGAUAUUCAAUUUUGUCUUGUGCAACAGAGAUAUGAAGAUGCUUUUCAGUCCUUGGCUAGAGACCUUUACGUUCAUUGUUUUCCUGAACAAACAGGAUUUGCUAGCAGAGAAAGUCUUGGCAGGGAAACAUAAACUGGAAGACUACUUUCCACACUUUUCUCACUAUACCACCCCCGAGGACGCAAUGCCGGAGCUUGGUGAGGAUCGUCAAGUUACGAGGGCCAAAUAUUUUAUCAGAGAUGAAUUUCUUAGAAUGUGUUUUCAUGAGAAGCACAGCUACUAUACUCACUUUACAUGUGCAGUGGAUGCAGAAAAUGUUCAGAGGGUUUUCAAUGAUUGUGGGAAAGUGAUUCAACGGAUACACUUUGGGCAGUAUAAGUCAUUGUGAUGGAGAACGUUUAUCUGUUCUGGAUUCCUGAUUAACACCAUGUUUCUUAAUAUCACGUUGUACGUAGAAAUCUUACGAACUAAAUCCGACAUACGAGGCAGAACUGAUGUUUUGCACAGCUCCAAUAUGUACCGUAUAUACUCGAGUAUAAGCUGACCCGAAUAUAAGCUGAGGCACCUAAUUUUACCACAAAAAA